AUGUCGAGCCAUUCACUGAUCGACUCGGUCAUCGAUGACGAUGAUGAAUUCUGCCCCCUGUGCAUUGAAGAGUUCGAUCUUUCAGAUAAGAACUUUAAGCCAUGCCCUUGUGGAUACCAGAUCUGCCAAUUCUGCUACAACAACAUUAAGACCCACAGUGAAGAGGGUCGAUGCCCCAACUGUCGACGCGGAUAUGAUGAAAGUACUAUUCAGUACAAGAUUCCCGACGCCGAAGAGUUCAAAGCAGAUUUGGCAUUAAAGCAUCGCAAGGCAGCUGCGGCAAAGAAGAAGGAAGCCGAGAAACGCGAAAUCGAGGCUUCGAGUCGCAAAAAUUUAGCCGGCGUCCGUGUUGUCCAAAAGAAUUUGGUCUACGUUAUCGGCCUCAACCCCACGAUUCGAGACGAAAAUCAACUUCUGCAAACGCUUCGUGGCCGCGAAUACUUCGGUCAAUAUGGCGAAAUCGAAAAGAUCGUGGUCAGCAAGGCGAAGCCCGGUGGCAACCCCAACCAGGGAAUUGGUGUCUAUGUAACCUUCUCUCGCAAAACCGAUGCUGCGACAUGCAUUAACGCCGUGGAUGGCUCCGGAAAUGGCGAUCGAGUGCUUAGAGCGCAAUAUGGCACGACCAAAUACUGUUCCUCCUUCCUUCGAAACGAGCAGUGCAACAAUCGAAACUGCACUUUCUUGCACGAGACUGGGGAGGACAGUGAUAGCUACAGUCGCCAGGAUCUUUCCUCGAUGAACACCAUCUCUACUCAACGCCAAAAUCUCCCGCCAACCCCCUCAAGCGUCCCCGCACAUGUGAGGUCCGCUCAACCCAUCUCUCAUCCGAUGCGCAGGCAGCCAAGCAAGGAUGAUUCCGUCAGUAGUCGAUCGGGCAUUCCAGAUGGUCCUGCGCUACCAUCCUCCGCCAGCUGGGCCAAUAAGGAUAUUGCCAUUCACCGGACCAGGAGGACUAGUCUUACGGGCAGUCAGGCAUCCAACAGCCCGCGGCCUGCAAACGUCCACGUUGCAACCCCAGUUGAAGACCCAAAGCGACCCGAAAAGCCAUCCCCGAUAUCCCAAGAACCUCAGCAACCUACUACCCCAGCUGAGCCCCAAUCUCCUGCCUCGGAGCCGCGCCCACGUGCAACUUCGAAGCCUCCAACACAACCCACGCCAUUCGAUAAUCUGUUGAAAGAUAUCACAUCUCCACAUUUCAGAUUUUCAUUCUCUACAGCCGAAUUGCCCCCCGAAGAGGUCAAGUUAAUUGAGAACUAUCCGUCUUUCAUCGAUCCGUAUGGUGGUGUCAAGCGCAGAGCUAUGCGUGAGAAGGUCGAACAAGAACGUCUUAACCGUGAGCAGGAGCUACUUCAAUCUGUUGCCGCCGAGGAGGACAGCCGCGAAGCUGGCAGCCUUCAGCUUGGUGGUGAACCCGAGGAUGCCAACCCUCCCCGUGGCCGCCAGACCAGAGAGUCACAUGGUGCUAUUCAACCACCUUCGCAGCAGGGAACCGCAGACAACUCGACAGUCGGAUCUCCUGUUUCUGCGAGCAGCCAUCAAUUCCAAGGCUUGAACCUUGCAGGACGAAGCCUGACACCUCUCCAGCAACAGCAACUGAUGUUGCUCAAGUCUGCUGGCAAUCAACAAGCUGGCUUGGCUGACCCCCUGAGCUCCGCUGCUCUCGACCAAGCUGCUCAAGUCCGCCAGGGGCUUUUGCAAAAUCAGAUGGCCCAAUUCAACGCGCUGCAGGCAGCACAGAACCGACAGUCUUCCCGAUUCUCCUUCAAUGAAGCCGGCUCGAAGAACAUUCCUAAUGCUCGCAUGUUGAGCCAGAUGCAAUCCGCGAGCCCUAACCCACUGUCGACCCCGAGUCCUCAGCACAGCCUUGCGGGCGGUUUUUAUGCGAGCGGUGUCCAGGGUCCUCCCCCUGGGUUGAAGACGGCUGGUACCCCUCCCAUCAGCGGCGGUGGAAUGUUUGCUCAAGGUCACGGCUUCACUUCAGGCCUCGGGUCCAAUGUCGGCAAGCAAGAUGCCACCCCGGAGUUGAUGCGCGAGUUACUGCGCGGAAGAACUAGUACAAAUGUUGGUGGUUUACAGGGCCAGGAGGCGGCUAAGCGUGAGUUCAUGAUUCCUUUCCUUCAACAGCACAAUACCCCACCCCCUAUGACUCCCACCAAUGGCCUUCUCGGCUCGUUCUAUGGGUCCCAGCCAGGCAUGCCUGAAUCUGGUGGCCCACAGAAGCAGAAGAAAAAGGGAAAGAAGCACAGACACGCUAACACUUCCUCCGGUGGAGGUGGUGUAGUAGAUCUUGCGGACCCGAGCAUUUUGCAAGCGAGAAUGCAUCAGGUCGGUGCGAAUGCUACAGCCGGGCAAGCGUUAUACGGGAGUCAAGGUCAAGUCAAUGAGGAUUUCCCUCCGCUUGGAGACCAAUCCAAGGAUCGUCGACCCGUUGACAGUUUUGGCUUUCUGAAGUCUCAGUUGCCCAACGAGUCAGCCGCUAGGGCUGGAACUCCGACCCUACCACCCGGAUUGCCUCUGCCCCACGCUCAUCCCUCUACUUCUGCUUUCCAGGAUCAACCUAGUUCCUCGAAGCCGUCUUCGCCUGCUCCAAUGCUGCCGCCUGGCUUAGGUACUAGUAUCUCAAGACUGGGUACACCGAAUCAACCCCGUGAUGAAAACCGGUCCCGGCCGUUGAGCCCGGAGCUCACUGUGGGAGGCCCGGUGACAUCCAACCGCGUGAAGGACGCCUCUCAGAUUUCAUUUGGCUCGCCAGUGCAAAAGCCUGCAAACAAGGCUCGUGCCCAGCGCAAGAUUGAUCUGGCUGCUGCCGCGGAUGCGAAAGAUUCGGCCAUCAAAGCCCCAAACCAUUCGGAGCCAAGUUCUGCAGCCACGAAAGGCAGCCCGCUUGGUUUUAGCACACCAUUAGCUGCUACUACCAAGUCUGAGCAAGUGUCUGCUCCCGGUUCUGUCUCUGCAAUCGGUUCGCGGCCUCACACACCCCAGACUAUCACGUCCCGGAUGUCCGACUCACCUGCUCCACGUCAGCCACGUAUUCUGCGUGUGGUGGAAACGACAAAGACUGAAACGCCUUCUCCCGUCCUUGAUUCGCCCUCUGUGACUACCUCUGUCAUCGGAGGAAGCAAGUCACGUUCUAGGCGCCAGAGCCUUUCGUCCAACAGCCGACCUGAUACUCCCGCUGAUCACAGCUGGGAAGCCGAUUACUAUCCCUCCACCUCUGCUUCUCGUGCGAAUUCACCUCCUGCGUCAUCCCGCAUUGGCUCUGCCCCGGUUCGAUCCAUGACGAAGAGUCAAGCCAAGAAGGAGAGAAAGCAAAAGGCCAAGGAAGCAGAAGCCAAGAAGGUUGAAGCCGCUCCUACACCCGAAGAGCCUGUCCAAGCUCCUAUCAUGGGGGCGCAAGCGCAAGACCAAGAAGGAACCCAAAGUCACUUCAAGCCGGAGCCGAAGGUAGAAGUUCCAAAGAAAGUGAAGGCCAAGGAGAAGCCUGUCAAGGAACCGUCCCCUCCUCCGCCUCCUCCUCCCCCUCCUCCCCCUCCUGUUGAAGAGCCACCUCGUCCCAAGGAACCCCCUGUGGAGCCCUGGCGUACCAACAAUACAGUCGAGCAAUUAGUCAAGGAUUCUGAGGCCAGUGGAAAGUCAAUCAAGGAUCUCUUUGUGGAACGGACCAAGCCCCUUCACGAGUUACUUGCCGAAAUGCACAAGUCUGGCGAGCUGGACCUCUACAAGAGCUCGCUUUUCAACCCUACGAAUCUCAGCCAGCGUACCGAUAUGAAAUGUCACGCAGACGACUAUGACAUCCUCCAAUGUCCCACUGAACUGAACGAGGAUCACCGCAAAGCUCUACUUCGUGGAGAACCCGUUCGACUUGGUGAUGAGCGCCUAAAGAGCCGAUGCCUCAUCACACCUCGUGGCUGUGUGCUUCGCCACCUUGAACCAGAGGAAGAGGAUCGGUACCUUGAGCUGGAGAAGAAUAUGGCUGUCGUCUCUGAUCCUUUCAUGAUUGGAGAUGAUUCCAGUAACCCCAGUGGCGGUCUGGAAGCACUCUUCGCCAACCCAGAGAAGUUCAACAUCUGCUGGGUUGAGGACAUGCCCACCCGUCUUGGGGCCACAUCACCAGCCUCUUCUCUCGGCGUGCCCGACUCUGUGAUUCCCCCCAACGUGCUCUCUGCUAUGGAAGCCGACAGCACCCGCAACCACGACUGGGCCGUUGCCAACUCGGCUGAGCUACUCAACACUACCCCCGCAGCUGUGCGCUCUUUCGCGGCUAUCACUGCUCAACACAUGCUCAAUAACCAGGGCAUGCUCGGUGCCAACCCUACCUUGGACGAUGUUGCCGGGCUCACCAAUGAAGAGCUGAGGGAUCUCUCUGGCCGUUCUCAGAAGGACCUGGAGUUGACUCGCAAGGAACUGGACUCGCUGGACAAGAAGUUUGCAGCUCUGCUUCGCCGUAACCGCAAACUCCAGCUUCAGGCAUUGACAUUCGCCGCUGCGUCCGAGCUGUAA
Molecule: messenger RNA, 4500 nt
Organism: Penicillium antarcticum
Lineage: Eukaryota; Fungi; Ascomycota; Eurotiomycetes; Eurotiales; Aspergillaceae
Product: CCR4-NOT core ubiquitin-protein ligase subunit MOT2
Exons: 6
Coding region: 1-4500 (1499 amino acids)
Biological process (GO): protein ubiquitination
Cellular component (GO): CCR4-NOT complex
Molecular function (GO): ubiquitin-protein transferase activity; RNA binding
Source: RefSeq, a predicted model, not a curated record